AUGAGAGGGUAUCUUGCUCCAUACAAAGGCACAAAUAUUCGUUAUCAUUUACCAGAUUUUCAACGUGGACAUACGACUGCUAUUCGUGAAACUCGUGGACCGAAAGAGAAAUUUAACUAUCUCCAUUCAUCAUUGCAAAAUAUCAUUGAACGAAAUUUUGGAGUGUGGAAAGCUAGGUGGGCGUUAUUAAGAGACAUGCAUGUUAAUUACAAGUACAAGAACCAAGUGAAAAUUAUGAUAGCAUCGAUGGCGAUCCAUAACUACAUUAGAAAGGUUGGUAGGUUUGAUGAAGCGUUUAAUAGGGCACAACAAGAAUCCUACAAUCCCGUACGAGGUGAUACCGGUAGUGAUGUUUACGAAGAAGGUUCAAGUACACGUCGCACGAGCGAGGAUGAUUUAUAUAUGGCAGCGAUACGGGAUAUUAUUGCACAAGAUAUAAUCACAUUACGUAGAUGA
Lactuca sativa (garden lettuce) is the source of this 456-nucleotide messenger RNA. The record is from RefSeq and is a predicted model, not a curated record. NCBI's taxonomy places the organism in Eukaryota, Viridiplantae, Streptophyta, Magnoliopsida, Asterales, Asteraceae.